AUAUAAACAGUUAUCAAAAUGGCUUCCAAAUACUUAUAAAAAUAUCCAGUACCUGAGGGUUUCCAUUAAAUAUUACAUGAUUUUGCAAGAGAAGUAAAUAGAAAAUUAACAAAAGGUAUUAAGAGAUUAACCAGAUGAUAUAAUUAAGUAUGGUGCAGAUUAUUUUGAAUGUAUGGCAUAAGGAAAGGAAUUUAAAUUUGAAAGCAAAUACAAUAUAGCAAAAGGAGAAGCUCCUGCUAGAGUACACAAGCCACCUAAACCUUCAAACAUGACAGAGAAGGCCAAGAUAGUGGUCGAGAUGUCAAACAACAGGCCUGAUAGUCAACAAGUGAAAAGAGUAGGAUCUGGCAAUCCAAAUAAUGUCUCACAUGUCAGUUCUUAAGGAAGCUUCCCUGAAGAGAAGAAAGCUGCAAAGGAAUAUGUGAAUAAUCUUUACGAUAAGGUAGCAAAAGAUAUUGAUGAAUUUGAGAACCAAAAUAUGGAGCAAACAGAAGAGUUGCCAAAAUUAACUAGUUUCGUAAUCAAAUAUAAUAAUUAUAAUAGGAUGAUAGAGAUAUGCAAAAUAUUAUUAAGAUUUAAGCAGCAGCUAAAGGAAAAAUAGUUCGAAAUUAAGUGAAUAAGAAUCAAAAGAAAUCCAAAGAAGACUUAAAAUAAAAAGAAAAAAUGAUUGAAGAAUAAGAAUAAUAGAUGAUUGAACAAUAAGAACAAUAGAUGAUUGAACAAUAAGAAGAAUGGAUUGUUGAGCAAUAAGAACAAUAGAUCAUAGAGAAGUAAGAAUUAUAAGAAGAUGGAAAUGAAGAUGGAAAUGGAAAUGGAAAUGAAGGUGGAAAUGAAGAUGGAAAUGGAAAUGAAAAAGAAGAUGGAAAUGGAAAUGGAAAUGAAGAUGGAAAUGAAGAUGGAAAUGAAGAUGGAAAUGAAAAUGGAAAUGGAAAUGGAAAUGGAAAUGGAAAUGGAAAUGGAAAUGGAAAUGGAAAUGGAUUUGAAGAUGGCAACUAAACAGGUGAAGUUGAGGAUGUUAAACUUGUUUAGACCCAAAAUGUUGACCUCAAUCAGGAAUUUGGCUAAGAAGAGGAAUGAUCGAAUAAUAAU
This is a messenger RNA of Paramecium octaurelia, 1089 nucleotides long. The record is from the annotation of a GenBank genome assembly. NCBI's taxonomy places the organism in Eukaryota, Ciliophora, Oligohymenophorea, Peniculida, Parameciidae.